GAAACUCAUGAUGUGAGAGGUUCUGUCCUUAAAGAAGACCAGGGUUUUAUAAAGCGACAUGGAUGCAGACGGCCUGCCUCUCGUAGGUCCCGGGGUGGACUACACUAAGGUGGAAGCAAUUCAUCAGAAGCGAACAUUAGCUUUCCUGAACCAUUUUGUGAGCCACACUGCCAGCUUUCUCAACCGAUUUUCCUGUGUAUGUGAAGAGAAACUUGAUCACAUGUCCAGUCGCCUGCAGCAGCUGGAAAUAACUAUGAAUAUUUUAGAAGCGAAGUUGACAUCAAUACCUGGGCUAGAGAAUGUUACAGCCCCAUCUAGUGAAGCUACAAGAACAACAGAUACUCCACAAACUACCCCGCAAUCCAACAUUCCUGCUGCCCCGCAAGCUACAGGUGACCAGCAAGGUGUUCCCCAACAGCUAGAUGUUCCUGAUGCUGACCCAGUAGAAGAACAGGUAGCAGAUAAUCCUGUAUCAAAGGAUCCUCGCUAUGCAAAGUAUUUUAAGAUGCUACAAGUGGGAGUACCAGAAGGAGCAAUUAGGCCUAAAAUGAAGAUGGAUGGACUUGACCCAGACUUUCUAAGCACACCUGAUGCCCCAGCGCCACCUAUGUCUACCAAGAAAAAGGAUGAAAGUGAUGAUGACUUCAGUGAUGAAAGCGAAAGUGAUAGUUUCAGUGAUUGAAGUGAUUGAAUAUUUACGCUGGAUAUUGUGAUAAUCCUGCAAACAAUGCAAGCAGUCUUCAUCAUCCUUGAGUUCAUGUCUGUGAAAAUCACUGUGAAAUCUAAAUGAUAGAGCAUGGAAAAAUUGUGAACCAUAUGUGAUAGAUUGGCUAAUAAUGUGCAUCACCAGUAAUACAGAUUGGCUAAUAAUGUGAAUCACCAGUGACACAGAUUGGCUCAUAAUGUGCAUCAGCAGUAAUACAGAUUGGCUAAUAAUUUGAAUUACCAGUGAUACAGAUUGGCUAAUAAUGUGAAUCACCAGUGAUACAGAUUGGCGAAUAAUGUGAAUUACCAGUGAUGAUACAGAUUGGGUAAUCAUGUGAAUUACCAGUGAUACAGAUUGGCUAAUAAUGUGCGUCACCAGUGAUACAGAUUGGGUAAUCAUGUGAAUUACCAGUGAUACAGAUUGGCUAAUAAUGUGCAUCACCAGUGAUACAGAUUGGCUAAUAAUGUGAAUUACCAGUAAUACAGAUUGGCUAAUAAUGUGCAUCACCAGCUACACAGAUUGGGUAAUCAUGUGAAUCACCAGUGAUACAGAUUGGCUAAUAAUUUGAAUUACCAAUAAUACAGAUUGGCUAAUAAUGUGCAUCACCAGUGAUACAGAUUGGCUAAUAAUGUGAAUUACCAGUAAUACAGAUUGGCUAAUAAUGUGCAUCACCAGCUACACAGAUUGGGUAAUCAUGUGAAUCACCAGUGAUACAGAUUGGCUAAUAAUUUGAAUUACCAGUAAUACAGAUUUGCUAAUAAUGUGAAUCACCAGUGACACAGAUUGGCUAAUAAUGUGCAUCAGCAGUAAUACAGAUUGGCGAAUAAUGUGAAUUACCAGUAAUACAGAUUGGCUAAUAAUGUGCAUCACCAGUGUUAUAUAUUGGCGAAUAAUGUGAAAUACCAGUAAUACAGAUUGGCUAAUAAUGUGAAUCACCAGUGAUACAGAUUGGCGAAUAAUGUGAAUUACCAGUGAUACAGAUUAGUCAGUCAUGUGAAUUAUUAGUGAUAAAGAUUGGCUAAUAAUGUGAAUCACCAGUUAUACAGAUUAGUCAGUCAUGUGAAUCACCAGUGAUACAGAUUAGUCAGUCAUGUGAAUCACCAUUGAUACAGAUUUGUUAAUCAUGUAAAUCACCAGUGAUACAGAUUAGUCAGUCAUGUGAAUCACCAGUGAUACAGAUUGGCUUAUCAUGUGAAUCACCAGUGAUACAGAUUUGCUAAUCGUGUGAAUCACCAGUGACACAGAUUAGGCAGUCAUGUGAAUCACCAGUGAUACAGAUUAGCUAAUCAUGUGAAUCACCAGUGAUACAGAUUAGUCAGUCGUGUGAAUCACCAGUGAUACAGAAUGGCUUAUCAUGUGAAUCACCAGUGAUACAGAUUGGCUUAUCAUGUGAAUCACCAGUGAUACAGAUUUACUAAUCAUGUGAAUCACCAGUGACACAGAUUAGUCAGUCAUGUGAAUCACCAGUGAUACAGAUUGGCUUAUCAUGUGAAUCACCAGUGAUACAGAUUGGCUUAUCAUGUGAAUCACCAGUGAUACAGAUAAGCUAAUCAUGUGAAUCACCAGUGAUACAGAUUAGUCAGUCCUGUGAAUCACCAGUGACACAGAUUAGUCAGUCAUGUGAAUCACCAGUGAUACAGAUUGGCUAAUAAUGUGAAUCACCAGUGAUACAGAUUGGCUUAUCAUGUGAAUCACCAGUGAUACAGAUUGGCUUAUCAUGUGAAUCACCAGUGACACAGAUUAGUCAGUCAUGUGAAUCACCAGUGAUACAGAUAAGCUAAUAAUGUGAAUCACCAGUGAUACAGAUUAGUCAGUCGUGUGAAUCACCAGUGAUACAGAAUGGCUUAUUAUGUGAAUCACCAGUGAUACAGAUUGGCUAAUCAUGUGAAUCACCAGUGAUACAGAUUGGCUUAUCAUGUGAAUCACCAGUGAUACAGAUUAGUCAGUCUUGUGAAUCACCAGUGAUACAGAUAAGCUAAUCAUGUGAAUCACCAGUGAUGAAGAUUAGUCAGUCAUGUGAAUCACCAGUGAUACAGAUAAGCUAAUAAUGUGAAUCACCAGUGAUACAGAUUAGCUAAUCAUGUGAAUCACCAGUGAUACAGAUUAGCUAAUCAUGUGAAUCACCAGUGAUACAGAUUAUUCAGUUGUGUCAGUGAUAUAUGCUACAGUCAUUUAGUGCAAUAUGUAAGUUGGUAUCAAGACGUUUGAUGGAUGUGUAUUAAAUUCAUCUAAACAAAGCUUAAGAAGCAGAUCACAGGUUAAAUUAAUUUGUAUAUUUUGAAAAAUAUGUAAAUGUACAUUUUAAAUAAAACCUGAAGUUGUUAAAUAUGGUUAUACAUAUUAUUUGGAAACAUGACAUUGCUUAUAUUGAUUCACCAGGAUCAAAAGGCUGAUGUCAUCAAUAAAGCAGUUUAUUUUCCUUUUCCACCCCUACCACCAAUCGAAGUGGGGAGGGAGCGGCUUAGGUUUUGCUCUGUUUCUUAUUAAGUCGCCCUAAGCAAGUCGGAAGGACUUAAUGUUCUGCUUUGUUAUUAUCAUUAUAUACAAAUUUAAUGGUUUAUCUGAAAUCUUCCCAAUGAUUGUUAAAUAUUGAGAAAAAAAAUACUCCUUAACCGAUUAACCGAUUAACUGUUGUUUUAAUCUUUUUGCGUUUGUGAAAUACCAAUACUUGUUUUGUAAUUAAUCAAAUGGCAUUGUGUACAUAUUUAUGAUAUGUCUCCUACCCUUCCGGUUUCAAGGUUUAUGUAAAUCAGUCCCGAAUACUGUUUUUUUUCAGGUCUGAGUUCACCAGUAUAUUUGUACAGAAGCAUCUGUAACGCCAUAAAAUAAACUAUUUAGAUAUUCAUUUAGAGUAUGUACAGGUCAUAUUGAUUUUGAUCAAACUCAACUCAUCAUCAGCAAUAAAAGUUUAUAAAACGUUUA
Molecule: messenger RNA, 3628 nt
Organism: Ylistrum balloti
Lineage: Eukaryota; Metazoa; Mollusca; Bivalvia; Pectinida; Pectinidae
Product: WASH complex subunit 3-like
Exons: 6
Coding region: 59-682 (207 amino acids)
Biological process (GO): exocytosis; actin filament polymerization
Cellular component (GO): WASH complex
Source: RefSeq, a predicted model, not a curated record